This is a messenger RNA of Brassica oleracea var. oleracea, 387 nucleotides long. RefSeq lists its product as uncharacterized. The record is from RefSeq and is a predicted model, not a curated record. Lineage: Eukaryota; Viridiplantae; Streptophyta; Magnoliopsida; Brassicales; Brassicaceae. The transcript has 2 exons. The coding region runs from base 43 to 387 and encodes 114 amino acids.
AACCAGUUCCCAGACGGACCAGAUGACUUUGAGUCUGCCGGAAUGAAGCUCGUACCACCAGAUGGAGUACGGAGAUAUGUAACGAUGUCGUGUGAACUUUGUUCCUGGUUUUGUCGUGAGCAUGAUGAAUUCAAAAACUUGAUGAUCAUCUCUGGAGACAACAUGGAUUUUCGUUCAACCCUCCAGAUGUUGAAACAGAGACGUCCCGUCAACAUUCUCUUAGCUCAUCCUGAGAACGCACCAAGACGGUGUCCCAAGUGCAGGAAGCCUUUGGAAGAUGUUGUCGCUGAAAGUGGUGAAUGGUUUUGGGAAAGUUUAGCAGCUGGAGGAGACUCUAUCGCUAAAACCAAAAGUGAAGAGCUUCUUGGUAACACGGAUUAUUCUUGA